This is a messenger RNA of Panicum virgatum (switchgrass), 1412 nucleotides long. RefSeq lists its product as uncharacterized. The transcript is spliced from 3 exons. Bases 127 to 759 code for a protein of 210 amino acids. Lineage: Eukaryota; Viridiplantae; Streptophyta; Magnoliopsida; Poales; Poaceae. The record is from RefSeq and is a predicted model, not a curated record.
AUCCCAAAGCUAAACCUCCUCCACAUCGAUUACCCCUUCCAUAGGAGCAGGUUAUCCGCCGAAGCAGUCGCCUCGCUGCUCCGCCCCGCCGCGCGUCUUGACCCGGUCGAUCUCAGCAUCGUAGCUAUGGCGGACGGGACGGAUGAACCCAUCGCCGUCGAGGUGCCUUCCUUUGCCCGCGCAACAUCGAUCAGGCUGCAUGUUCUCAACCUCCACCUGACACCACCGGCGCAAGGCGGUGAUUUCCCGGUGCUAGAGAUGCUUUCAAUUGUUGCUAGCGGCUUCGAUAUCGGCCCCCUGAUCUCACGAUGCUCAUGCCUGCGGGUGCUAGAGGUGGUGGCUUAUGAUCGGGUUGUCCACACCAUCACGGUCCACUCGGUGACCAUCGAGGAGCUUCUUGUGACCGGUGAUGGGUGGCUCCGUGGUCUUGACAUCGUGGCACCAAUGCUGAAGAAAUUCACCUUGCGUGAGUCCGUGGACAAGGAUUUCGUCAUGUCAUUGUUCGCACCUAAGGUGGAGAAUCUUUCGUGGAGUUGUUCGGUUUGCUUUUAUCCUGAAACUGUAGUGAUUGAUGCGUCUGGGAUGUGGAGGCUGGAUAUACUGAAGUUAGAGACUCAGGAGAGCGGCUUUGUGCUAAGUUUGCAUAAUUCUGCAACACAUACGCGAAACUUGCAAGAAAUGUUCCAGCUUCCUAACAUUUCUGUUUUGGAGCUAAAAGUCAAAACAAGCAAUGGUGUUGAAUCUACUGAGGAUUUGUAAUGCUACACGAAAGCUUAAGGUGGCCAUUGAUCAUCGUGCGAUUUUGAAGAGGAAUGGUGAUGAAACAUGCCCUCCAGACUGCCUUUGCAAUGAACCACAAAAUUGGAGAAGUCAGAAUGUCUCCUUGAGCCUUCAAGAAGUAGAAAUAGUAAAUUUCAAAGGAAGCAGCUAUGAAGUUGAUUUCUUGAAGAUUUUGUUCAGAUGUGCUCCCCUGAUGAAUGUGACCUUGAGACUGGCCUCCAAGGUUUCACCAAGCAGCCAAGGAUGCGAGGAAACCUACAAGAUUUUCAAGGCGAAUCCAACUGCAGAAUGUCAUGUUUAUUGCAUAGGUGGCAAGGAGGUUAUCUACGCAUGACUGCCAUAUGCUUCUAGACGAUGCAGCUGGGGAUGAUUUCCUUGCUUUUGUCUUACCAUCAGAACUAAGUGUGUUAUCCGUUGUCAUUGAUAACGUAGCCGUCAUGUUUUGCUGAGGAUUCGUGUCAACUCCGAAGACUUGUUUCCUGUCGUGGCCACCGGAAUGAAUCGCCAGAUUGUUGGUCUAGCCUAAAUGCCUAAUCGUUUACCUGAAUAUGCUAGAUUAACUCUAUCUGAACCUGUAUGCUUCUUUGGUUGAAUAUUACCUAGAUGCUACCGAUGGCACAUAUUAUGGAUUA